Molecule: messenger RNA, 824 nt
Organism: Struthio camelus australis
Lineage: Eukaryota; Metazoa; Chordata; Aves; Struthioniformes; Struthionidae
Source: RefSeq, a predicted model, not a curated record
CCAGUGGGGCCGGUGAUGGGUGUUGACGGUUCCGUUUCUCACAGGCUCUAACGUCAUGUUUUACCUGGCGGCUGCCGUGUCCGACUUCUACAUCCCCGCCUCGGAGAUGCCCGAGCACAAGGUCCAGUCCUCAGAGGGGCCCCUGCAGAUCACAAUGGAGAUGGUGCCAAAAAUGCUGUCUCCUCUAGUCAAAGAAUGGGCUCCGGAGGCGUUUGUUAUUUCCUUUAAACUGGAAACGGAUCCCUCGAUCUUAAUUGAAAAAUCACGGAAGGCUCUGGAGAAGUAUCGUCACCAGGUGGUGGUAGCAAAUAUCCUGGAGUCGCGGAGAACCUCUGUUGUUAUUGUAACCAAAGACUCUCAAACGCCAUUAUCUCUUUCUGAUGAGGAAAUAGCUCAAGGCAUGGAAAUAGAGGAAAAGAUAGUGAGCUAUCUUCAGGCUCAACAUACCGCAUUUAUAGAGAAGAAAUUCUGAGGACCAGCUCAUUCCAGCUCUAAAUGAAAGAAACGAAACGAAAGUUUGCUAGGGAGAGAGCGGAACUGGAGCGAUUCUCUAUCACGGGUAAAUAGAACAAUGCUCAGUGAAACACUAUGGGAAAGGCUGCCGUCCAAAACUGUGUAACUUUUCCAUAGCUUCAUAAUGGUUAUUGUGGCUUGCUUUCAAAAAGAAAAAUACACUGAAAUGAAAACAUUCCAAAGAAUGAUAUUUGUUCUAGUUUGUAAAGAAGGAAAUAAUAUAUUGCUUUAUUUCUGUCCCCUAGACGGGAGGACAGGGCAGUGGAGAAAUGGUAUGUAUGAAUGUAUAUAAAGAUUUUUCUUGAAUCUGC